UUCAUUCAGGAAGUUCCGCGCCCUCUGAGAGGCCCUCUGAGCGUUGUGGUGUCUCUAGGUCUGGGUCUGAGGGUCGCAGCAGAAGGAAGCCAGCUGGCCCAGCACGUCUCUGCUGUGAAGGCGACUGGGAAAGGCACAAAGCCAGACACACAGGUGUCAGGGAUACAGACAGAGUCGGAGAACGAGACAGGCAGCCUGGUGACAUUCAGCCCAGACAGAAAGACAGCACCACUGAGACAGUAAAAGCUGAAUACAGUACACACCUCUGAAAGUUGUAGAAUAAAUACUAGUUUAACAUUAGAGUUAGUUCUUUAGGAAUUUCUUUGAGAGAAAAAGAGAAUAUUUGAUCGAGUGCAACGUGUUUUAUUGUAAGAAUGAUCUAGCAUUGGGUUGGAUUCUGUGUCUAGUCCAGUCAAAUCAAAGUUGAUUGAUUGUGCACACAGUUUAGCAGAUUAUAGUGCUUAAAGCCAAAUGCUUAUGUUACUAGCUCCUUACAAGGCAGUAAAAUGUCAACAAAUACACAAAUAAUCCAAAUUAAAAAUAAAUAAAACAUCUUCAAAUGUCAGAAUGAAUCCCAAUUAACCCACAUGGUACUGUAACAGUGAUCCAAAUGCAAUUUAGUCAUUAUAAAAUAUUGGAACAUUGAUAUGUAUAAUAAGAUCCCCUUUGAUGUUGUUUCUCUAGCUGCAUCCCUCUGAAGCUAUCACUACGGCUCUGGAGGAUGUGGAGCGAAAGCAAGAGGAAAUGUCAACCUGGAAAUUAAAUAAUUCAGAGGGUAUAGCAGCAGAAGACAAAUUGACGAUGGCGCUAUCAGAGAUCCAGAGUGUUCUGAAUGUUGUGCUGGAGAAACAGCAGGCAGAGAAAGAUGACCUCACCAAGAAGUACAGGAUAGCGUCAGACUCGUUCCGGCAGGGAGUGCUGCGUAGUCAGCUGACUUCGUUGGCGUCGCGUCAGAAGAGGCUGCUGGGUAUCCUCCAGAAGCAAAGCGACUUCAAGCUCCAGCUCCGCACCUGGAAGGGCCCGACCCUGACUCAGCACUCCCAGACAGGGAGAGAUCAGAACAUCUCCCACUCAUCAACCACCACUUCCAGCCCUGCUCCCUCAGAAAGGAGCCUCACAGGCAACCAGGAGGAGAGCCACGCUUCCCCCUUGUUCAGCUCUACUAGUAGUCACGACAACCGAGACAAACAAGAAGGUAGUAGCCAGACAUCUCAGGUAGCGCCGCCUCGAACACAUCCAACACAACACCGGGAUGACAACAACAAAAACAACACUACCUUUCCAUCACAACAAGGAAACAGAAACAGCAAACCACAACAUGGAAACACCCCUGACAUGGGAAGCAAUGUGUUACAACAAGGGACGGCCAAUGAAGAAGAGAACAGGAAGUUGAUCAGGCUCAUCAAGAGAGGGGUCAUCACACCAGGAGAGGAUGUACUACAGCUGAUGUGGAGGGGCUGUGUCCACCAGGCGUCUCUGCUCCUAGAAGGCUGGAUCAGAGACAGCGUCACGGGCAGAGAGUUCCAGGCCCCAGAGCUCUGGGUAGCAGCUAUCCUGGGAAACAACAUCCCUGUUUCCUCAGCCUACGCCUGGGACAAGGUGACGUACGGAGACAGGUCUCUGUCUGGUUGCUUACUGGGCGUAGUGGACGUGACAGCCCCAGCAGCAGCAUCACAGAAGCCUGCCGAAUCCACACACCAUGAUGGCUCCUCUGCUCAGCCUCAGGAUGUCCCCUCUGCAGGGGCACCUCUCUCAGAGUCAUCGGCAGUACUCAGAAAUAUAAUGCAAAUCAAGUCGAUCAGAUUAAUUGGUGAUGAGGAGUUUGUGCCACAUCAUAUAAUGGACCGCUACUGGGACAGUCUUACACAGACACACACUGACGACUGGCUGUUUUAAACUCUUUAUUCCCCAUGGAGACACUGAGGACUCAUAUUAAUGUGUGAUUCACUGUUAUCAAUGUUAUUAUUCAAGAUGUACAAGUGGGUGUUUUUAGAAUUAACUCUUUAUCUUUAUCCCACAAAGAGAACUGAACACUCUAGGGCAACUGAUGUUAUAAUUAAGCAAUAAGGCACGAGGGGGUGUGUUAUAUGGCCAAUAUACCGAGGCUCAGGGCUGUUCUUAGGCACGACGCAAUGAAGAGUGCCUGUACACACCCCCUAGCCAUGGUAUAUUGGCCAUAUACCACAAACUCCCGAGGUGCCUUAUUGCCAUAAUAAUAAACUGGUUACCAAUGUAAUUAGAGCAGUUAAAAGUAAAUGUUUUGUCAUACCCUUGGUAUACGGUCUGAUAUACCACGGCUGUCAGCCAAUCAGCAUUCAGGACUCGAACUACCCAGUUUAUAAUAACCCUUAAGUUACACUAAUGUUAUAAUGUAAUGUUUUAAAAAUGACCGUUAUUUGAACACUUAUCAAUGUUAUGAUUUAUUGAUAUUCAAGCCUAUCAAAGUGGUUCUAUGACGUCACCUUUAUAUGUUCAUUUGUUCUUCCCAUGGUUGUGUUUUUCUCCCAAGUGUUGUUGUUGUGAAUCCUAAUUGGUUGUUGUGAAUCCUAAUUGGUUAUUGUGAAGCCUAAUUGGUUAUUGUGAAGCCUAAUUGGUUAUUGUGAAGCCUAAUUGGUUAUUGUUUUUGUGUAAAGUAAUUCCAUUAUUAUUGGACUUUAUCUAGACUCCCACAAUUACAGCAAGUUUUAUUUUCUUAAGUAAACCAUAAUUGGAUAUUAUGUUAUUGUUU
Messenger RNA from Oncorhynchus nerka (sockeye salmon), 2728 nucleotides. Its product is annotated as ankyrin repeat domain-containing protein 31-like. The transcript has 6 exons. The record is from RefSeq and is a predicted model, not a curated record. Lineage: Eukaryota; Metazoa; Chordata; Actinopteri; Salmoniformes; Salmonidae. Bases 745 to 1896 code for a protein of 383 amino acids.